CUCUCCCGGGAUUUUGCUGCCGGGCUCCCUCUCUCUGCGGCCCUAGAGUUAAUCCCAUCAGCCGAGAUGAACCUCUAGUCUUGCUUUGAAAAAACCAUUCUCUGUAACUCUUGACUGUGACUAAGUUCCUAAUACACCUGUUGGGACGAUCACUAACACAGUAUACCAUUUGAGAGGUACUUUUCUUGACCCAAUACUGGUGAUUAGAGAAGACAGGUAUCUUGGUUUUUGGUUUUUUCUUUGAUCAUUAUGAACAUUGGCUUUUCACCCCUGAAGUGAAAAUGUUGAAAGCUGAGUCUUCAGGUGAACGAACAACUCUCAGAAGUGCCUCUCCUCACAGGAAUGCAUAUCGAACUGAGUUCCAGGCAUUGAAAAGUACCUUUGACAAACCCAAGUCAGAUGGGGAACAAAAAACAAAAGAAGGUGAGGGCUCCCAGCAGAGCAGGGGGAGGAAAUAUGGCUCCAAUGUCAACAGAAUUAAAAACCUAUUUAUGCAGAUGGGUAUGGAACCCAACGAGAAUGCUGCAGUCAUUGCCAAAACAAGGGGGAAAGGUGGACAUUCAUCUCCUCAGAGAAGAAUGAAGCCCAGAGAAUUUCUGGAGAAAACAGAUGGCUCAGUUGUUAAGUUGGAGUCCUCUGUUUCUGAACGAAUUAGUAGAUUUGACACAAUGUACGAUGGCCCUUCAUAUUCCAAAUUCACUGAGACUCGGAAGAUGUUUGAGAGAAGUGUGCAUGAAUCAGGACAAAACAACCGCUAUUCCCCAAAGAAAGAGAAAGCUGGAGGGAGUGAACCUCAGGAUGAAUGGGGAGGUUCCAAGUCCAACAGAGGCAGUACUGAUUCCUUGGACAGCCUUAGCUCCCGAACUGAGGCUGUCUCCCCAACUGUGAGUCAACUGAGUGCAGUAUUUGAGAACACUGAUUCUCCCAGUGCCAUCGUUUCUGAGAAGGCUGAAAACAAUGAAUACUCAGUGACUGGGCAUUAUCCCUUGAAUUUACCAUCUGUUACUGUUACAAAUCUUGACACCUUUGGCCACCUUAAGGAUUCUAAUUCCUGGUCUCCUUCAAACAAGCAAGGUGUUGAUACAGAGGAUGCUCACAAGAGUAACACAACUCCAGUACCAGAAGUGGCUUCUAAAAGUACCUCUCUAGCUUCGAUACCUGGUGAAGAGAUCCAGCAGAGCAAGGAACCCGAGGACUCCACAUCUAACCAACAGACUCCCGACAGCAUUGACAAAUACGGUCCUGAAGAACCUUGUGCUGAAAGUAAGGCAAUGCCAAAGUCUGAAAUCCCUUCACCACAAAGCCAACUGUUAGAAGAUGCUGAAACUAAUUUGCUUGAAAGUGAGGCAGCAAAGCAACAGAGGAAAGAACUUGCAGGUGGUGAUUUCACCUCUCCUGAUGCUUCUGCAUCCAGUUGUGGAAAAGAAGUACCCGAAGAUUCAAACAGUUUUGAUAGUUCCCAUGUGUACAUGCACAGUGACUAUAAUGUGUAUAGGGUGAGAUCCAGGUAUAAUUCAGACUGGGGAGAGACAGGCACUGAGCAGGAUGAGGAGGAAGAUAGUGAUGAGAACAAUUACUAUCAGCCCGAUAUGGAAUACUCGGAAAUCGUUGGAUUGCCAGAAGAAGAAGAAAUCCCAGCAAAUAGGAAAAUUAAGUUUAGUAGUGCCCCUAUUAAGGUUUUCAACACAUACUCCAAUGAAGACUAUGACAGGAGAAAUGAUGAAGUUGACCCUGUGGCUGCUUCAGCUGAGUAUGAACUUGAAAAACGUGUAGAAAAGCUGGAACUUUUCCCAGUGGAACUAGAGAAAGAUGAGGAUGGUCUUGGUAUAAGUAUUAUUGGAAUGGGUGUUGGAGCAGAUGCUGGACUUGAAAAGCUGGGAAUAUUCGUCAAGACGGUAACAGAAGGUGGUGCUGCUCAACGGGAUGGCAGAAUACAAGUCAAUGACCAGAUUGUAGAAGUGGAUGGAAUCAGCUUGGUGGGUGUGACACAGAAUUUUGCAGCAACAGUUCUCAGAAACACCAAGGGCAAUGUCAGAUUUGUUAUUGGGCGGGAAAAACCAGGACAAGUGAGUGAGGUUGCCCAGUUGAUAAGCCAGACACUGGAACAGGAGAGGCGCCAGAGAGAGCUGCUGGAACAGCACUAUGCCCAGUAUGAUGCCGACGAUGACGAGAACACUGUGGCUGAAUUGCAAGGAAUGUCUGGCAACUGCAAUAACAAUAACAACUAUUUUCUUAAGACAGGAGAAUAUGCCACAGAUGAAGAAGAAGAUGAGGUAGGACCUGUCCUUCCUGGCAGCGACAUGGCCAUUGAAGUCUUUGAGCUGCCUGAGAAUGAGGACAUGUUUUCCCCAUCAGACCUGGACACAAGCAAGCUCAGUCACAAGUUCAAAGAGUUGCAAAUCAAACAUGCAGUUACAGAAGCAGAGAUUCAAAAAUUGAAGACCAAGCUGCAGGCAGCAGAAAAUGAGAAAGUGAGGUGGGAACUAGAAAAAACCCAACUCCAACAAAACAUAGAAGAGAAUAAGGAAAGAAUGUUGAAGUUGGAAAGCUACUGGAUUGAGGCCCAAACAUUAUGCCACACAGUGAAUGAACAUCUCAAAGAGACUCAAAGCCAGUAUCAGGCCUUGGAAAAGAAAUACAACAAGGCAAAGAAGUUGAUCAAGGAUUUUCAACAAAAAGAGCUUGAUUUCAUCAAAAGACAGGAAGCAGAAAGAAAGAAAAUAGAAGAUUUGGAAAAAGCUCAUCUUGUGGAAGUGCAAGGCCUGCAAGUGCGGAUUAGAGAUUUGGAAGCUGAGGUAUUCAGGCUACUGAAGCAAAAUGGCACUCAAGUUAACAAUAAUAACAACAUCUUUGAGAGAAGAACAUCUCUUGGUGAAGUCUGUAAAGGGGAUACCAUGGAGAAUUUGGAUGUCAAGCAAACAUCUUGCCAAGAUGGCCUAAGUCAAGACUUGAAUGAAGCAGUCCCAGAGACAGAGCGCCUGGAUUCAAAAGCACUGAAAACUCGAGCCCAGCUCUCUGUGAAGAACAGACGCCAGAGGCCCUCUAGGACAAGACUGUAUGAUAGUGUUAGUUCCACAGAUGGGGAGGACAGUCUAGAGAGAAAGCCAUCAAACAGUUUCUAUAACCACAUGCACAUUACCAAAUUACUUCCACCUAAGGGUUUGAGAACUUCUUCUCCAGAAUCAGAUUCUGGUGUUCCACCCCUCACCCCAGUGGAUAGCAAUGUGCCCUUCUCGUCUGACCACAUAGCUGAAUUUCAAGAAGAACCACUGGACCCAGAAGUGGGGCCUCUCUCCUCUAUGUGGGGAGACACUUCACUCGUUUCUACUUCAAAGUCUGAUCAUGAUAUGGAAGACUCUCCUUGCCACCACCAAACCAGCAACAAGAAAAUAUUACAAGAAAAAGAUGAUGCCAAAGAUCCCAAAUCACUAAGGGCAUCCAGUUCGUUGGCGGUGCAAGGAGGAAAAAUUAAGCAGAAGUUUGUGGAUCUGGGGGCACCUUUGCGAAGGAAUUCCAACAAGGGAAAGAAAUGGAAAGAAAAAGAAGCCAGUAGGUUUUCUGCAGGUAGCAGGAUCUUCAGAGGCAGACUGGAAAACUGGACACCCAAGCCACGUUCAACAGCUCAGACCUCCACUCGUUCCCCUUGUAUGCCUUUUUCAUGGUUUAAUGACAGCCGGAAAGGAUCCUAUUCCUUCAGGAACCUGCCUGCACCUACAAGUUCCCUUCAGCCUUCUCCUGAGACUCUAAUUUCAGAUAAAAAGGGGUCUAAGAAUUUUACCUUCAAUGAUGACUUCAGUCCCAGCAGUACCAGUUCAGCAGACCUCAGCGGCUUAGGAGCAGAACCUAAAACACCAGGGCUCUCUCAGUCCUUAGCACUGUCAUCAGAUGAGAUCCUUGAUGAUGGACAGUCUCCCAAACACAGUCAGUGUCAGAAUCGGGCCGUUCAGGAAUGGAGUGUGCAGCAGGUUUCUCACUGGUUAAUGAGCCUAAAUCUGGAGCAGUAUGUAUCUGAAUUCAGUGCCCAAAACAUCACUGGAGAGCAGCUCCUGCAGUUGGAUGGAAAUAAACUUAAGGCUCUUGGAAUGACAGCAUCCCAGGACCGAGCAGUGGUCAAAAAGAAACUCAAGGAAAUGAAGAUGUCUCUAGAGAAGGCCCGGAAGGCCCAAGAGAAAAUGGAAAAACAAAGAGAAAAGCUAAGGAGAAAGGAACAAGAGCAAAUGCAGAGGAAGUCCAAAAAGACAGAAAAGAUGACGUCAACUGCAGCCGACGGUGCUGGUGAGCAGUAACACAUACCCUCUUACUGAAGAUGGAGAUUAUCCAAGAGAAGUCCCCACCUCUUCCUGCCCUGCUCUCCUCCAGAGGAUGAAGAAGAAACUAAAUGAUAAGGGUAAUGCGGCUCUAGGCCAGCUGAGGAACCGUGUGUUGAAUAACUGCAUUUUCUGCAAUAGAAGGCACUCUUAAUUUUAACUACUGAAAUAGUCCCAAGCCACCUUUGAUUUAUUAACAAACCAGACAUUUCAUUUAAGUAGCUGUCUUUUGCUCUUCUCUAACUUAGCAACAUCUUGUGUUGUGUUGGGUAUGUUUUGUCACUUGGAGAACUAGUUUGACCCCACCCAACAAGAGCAUGAUACACCCUGGUGUUGUUGAUGGAGCACUGUGAAUUUUCAGUUUGGGAUCCUGAAAUGGCAAUUGCACAUGUCUGCAUGGCAGAAAGCACCCUGCCAUGAGAUCUGGACCAGUACUUACUUCUAGGGCUGCAAAACCUACUCCAGUGUGUGGGAAAGAUUCACUCUUAAUUCUGAGUCUGGACAGUAAGACCACCCUGCUGUGGAAACAUGGGUGCUCUGCUCCAUAGUUACCUACUAAGGGAAAAGGCAAGCAAGCCAUUCUGCUUGCUAGGCAUCAAAAAGAAAGAAAAGAAAUUAUAGCUAUUUGUUAACCACUGAAAAAA
Rhinopithecus roxellana (golden snub-nosed monkey) is the source of this 4951-nucleotide messenger RNA. It is a transcript of the gene PPP1R9A, whose product is annotated as protein phosphatase 1 regulatory subunit 9A. NCBI's taxonomy places the organism in Eukaryota, Metazoa, Chordata, Mammalia, Primates, Cercopithecidae. The transcript has 20 exons. Gene Ontology annotation, biological process: calcium-mediated signaling; actin filament organization; neuron projection development. Gene Ontology annotation, cellular component: postsynaptic density; cytoplasm; dendrite. The record is from RefSeq and is a predicted model, not a curated record. Gene Ontology annotation, molecular function: actin filament binding. The coding region runs from base 282 to 4286 and encodes 1334 amino acids.